UUUGGGAGCUUUCAAAGACUUGCCGUGCUGUUAAGAAUCUGUGCCCAAAGCUGAGGAGCGAAGCCACUUGCCAAAAUGUGCAAAGGACUUGCAGCUUUGCCCCACUCAUGCCUGGAAAGGGCCAAGGAGAUUAAGAUCAAGUUGGGAAUUCUCCUCCAGAAGCCAGACUCAGCUGUUGACCUUGUCAUUCCAUAUAAUGAGAAGCCAGAGAAACCAGCCAAGACCCAGAAACCCUUGCUGAACGAGGCCCUGCAGUGGCGUGAUUCCCUGGACAAGCUCCUGCAGAACAACUAUGGACUUGCCAGCUUCAAAAAUUUCCUGAAGUCUGAGUUCAGUGAGGAAAACCUUGAGUUCUGGAUUGCCUGUGAGGAUUACAAGAAGAUCAAGUCCCCUGAGAAGAUGGCUGAGAAGGCAAAAGAAAUUUAUGAAGAAUUCAUCCAAACUGAAGCUCCUAAAGAGGUGAAUAUUGACCACUUCACGAAGGACAUCACGCUGAAGAACCUGGUGCAGCCUUCUCUGAGCAGCUUUGACGUGGCCCAGAAAAGAAUCCAUGCCCUAAUGGAAAAGGAUUCGCUGCCUCGCUUUGUGCGCUCUGAGUUUUAUCAGGAGUUGAUCAAUUAGCAAUUUAGUCAAGCUCUGAAAAUUAUCCUGUGUGUUAUUCUUCAAUAGUAACCCUGCAUUUUCAAGUAACCUCCAUAUCUUCCCAUAACAGCUUUGCUCAAAGAUACUCAAACAGGGAAAAUCCCAGGAAGCAUUACAUACUCAUUUUGUACACAUUGUUUUAAAUGGUUGCCUAUUGUCUGAAUGCUUUCCUUCCCCAGUGCCUUCCUGCUCCAUUCUUAAUCAGGCUUGUUGUUUUCAGAAUCAUAAAUCAAGGAAAUAUAAGACAAGAAUAUGAUAUUAUUUAGUAGGGGCCAAUUUGGCUUGGGUAAUGGAUCUCCACCUAAUUUGGUCUGGAAAAAGUAAAUGGAUGUGGAAAGACCAAUUUUAAGGAAGCUUGUUUCUUCAAUUCUGAUGGGGGAAAUGGAAAUCAUCUCUAAUUUUUUUUGGACUUGGUUGGUAAAAGAUUUGACUUUUUAAUAAAAUACAUUAUUUAAAGUAUUGAUGUUCCCCUCAGAGUAACUUCAUGUCAGCUAGAGGUUAUAAAUAGGAGAUAGGACCACAAAUAUGCUGUGCUUAUACGAAAUCAAUCUGAACACAGUUUAUAUUGAUUGUAUCUCCCUUAUCCCUCACAAGUUUACCAAAUUAAAUCAGUUAAAUCAAUGACCUAAUUUUAACAAUGGGCUCUUUUAUAAAUAUAUCUACAUCUAGGAUCUAGGCCCCGUGUUUCCAUUUUCAAAUUAUUUUGAAUCCUUGUGAGUAUAAAAGUCCCAAAUUUCUAACUUCAAUUACAUAAAAUAAAACUCUUGCUGCCCAAAGGUCAUGGACGCUCCAUAGACACAACCAAACUCCAUGAGGGACCGAAUUGCUGGGCUGGGGGCUGUGAGGACCACGGUCUUGGGAAACAUGUAGCUCAAUUGGCAUAACAGUUUAUAAAGAAAAUGUUCUACAUUCUACAUUGGUGAAUAGCAUCUGGGGUCUUAUAAGAUACUCCACUGAUCUCACCUCUUUGGGAGCAAAAGAGAAUGAAGAAAACUAAAGACACAAGGGAAAAAUUAGUCCAAGGAAUAAUGGACCACAACUACCAUGGCCUCCACUAGUCUGAGUCCAGAACAACUAGAUGGUGCCCAGCUACCACCAGUGACUGCUCUGACAAGGAUCACAAUAGAGGGUCCUGGACAGAGCUGGAGAAAAAUGUAGACCAAAAUUCUAACUCACAAAAAAAAGACCAUACUUAAUUGGCCUGACAAAGACUGGAGAAACCCCAAGGGUGUGGCCCCCAGACACACUGUUAGCUCCGUAAUGAAGUCACUCCUGAGGUUCACCCUUCAGCCAAAGAUUAGACAGACCCGUAAAACGAAAUGAGACUAAAGGGGCACACCAGCCCAAGGGCAAGGACUAGAAGGCAGGAGGGGACAGGAAAGCUGGAAAUAGGGACCCUAAGAUCGAGAAGGGAGAGUGUUUACAUGUCGUGGGUUGUUAACCAAUGUCAUAAAACAAUAUGUGUACUGUUUAAUAAGAAGCUAGUUCUGUAAAUCUUCAUUUAAAGCACAAUUAAAAAAAAAAAAUAACACUUGCUGCCCAUGGCAAUGGGUUCCCACCUCGAUGUCGAGAAGGCUGUAUGCUAAAUUGGAAAAUAUAAUGCUAAGCCUAAAAUGGCUGAUUAUCCUAUGAUGCCAUCUAUUUGUUUAGUAAAAAGUUACUAUCUUCAGGAUACCAAAUUCUUUUGAAAAAUUAAUUUGACUACAUACAGAAGCUUUCUGAGUGAGACGGAAUUACCAAGUACCCUGGAUUUUGUAAAACAUUGUGGUUUCUUAACAACCCCAAUUUUCCCUCACUAUUUUGCUUCCAGUAUUAGUGAAUUGUAUUUAUAGUCAAAGGGCACAUUUAUACACCUAACAUGCCUCAUAUGCAGCUAAUUGAUAUGGCAAUUGUAUUUUUUAGCAGGUUUAAAUUUUUAAUUCUGUAUUUUAUUAUUAUAAGCCUUUAUAGUUUUUUUUUCCCCUUCUCUUUAGUAGAUUUGAAGAGUCAAUGAUUUGCAUAAUUUAGUAACAAAGAGAAUAAAACUAAACCGUGUAUGGGGGAUAAUCAAGACGAGGAUGUUGAGUUGCUUCAAAAGUAAGAGACUAUUUUUAAAAGGGUAAAUAAAAUUCUGAAAUGCUUAAGUAGAAGGGUACAUUUUUUAGUCUUAUAAUCCUCCCUUUGUUUUCCGUUUCAUUCACACAUUCCUAGUUUCACAUAUUUAGAGCUCUUUCAUUCAGCAGUUUCUUAAGGUUAUUGAACAUGGGUAACUAUAUCACUGUAUUCUUUAAGUAAACACUGAAGGUGUUUGUUGAGUUUUCCCUAUUUUGGUUAUUUCAAAGGACAAUAUGCCUUUCCUGAAUACUUGCCAUUUCAUGUUCUGUAAAUGGGUUGCAGUGAUUGGCUCUCCUGCCAACAAUUGCUAACGUGGUGUGAAUUAAUUCAUAUUUGUCAAUAUUGCCCACUCAAAGAAACCCUUCAUCAAUCAGAUCAAUAUCGCGAGCGUGAAGGAGACUCUCAUCCCAUACGUUUGUGUAGGAUUGACAAGCAACUCAGAUUAAAAAUUCCAGAGCAUACUUCCUGACACCACUAUCCUCAGUAUCCAUCUACCCUGCCCCAAGUCGGGAGAGAUUUGCCAGCCCUUUACUUUCCUAUGCAGCCAGAAGUUUUAAGAACUCAGGAAUGUUAGAUGAGUUAUGUUUUCUUGAAUGCCAAAACAUUUUUAAGAAACAUUCUAAUUUAGUGAAAAAUUCAAACAUAUGAUUUGAAAUAUCCAAGUUUUUUAAAAUGCACAGAGAGUUAACUUGAUAUUAUAGAUCUCACCCAGCUGGUUGAUGCUUUGGGGACUUGAGUGGACUGUUCUCAUGAGCACACCUGUGUAAGUGGGUUGAUUUGUCAGUGGAAGAUAAGAAGAGCCUUCACCUUCUCAUAAGCUGAACUCAGGAGGUGGAGGGCAAGAGAGGGUACCAAAAGGGUAGUGCUGUGAAGGCUACAAAAAGAAUGCCUUCCAGUCAAAGAACAUUAACUGUACGUAUAUAUACACAUGUAUAUUUGAAAGUCUUCUAACAUAUGAAAUGAUAAAGUUAAAAAACACAAAAACUCCAGUCCCAAAUGAGGAAACAAACAUUAAGUAUUAAAAUUGCCUUAGAAAAUUUAUUUGAAAGCUUUAAAAAAAAAUUAGGAAAAAAAGAAACUCAUGGGACUGUUAGUUUCCAUGGUAACAAAGAAAAUACAUUCUUUUCAUGCUGAGAAAUUAGAAAAAUUGCGAUGAUCUUUCCAGGAAAGAAAAAAAGAAAAAUGUGAAGUGUCUAUUUAUCACUCUCUUGCCUUCCUCCCCCUCCUCCCUACUUUCCCCAGAGUGAAUUGUCUGGGAAAAUAUGAGGCUUAAUAGGAGCCCUGCGGUGCUUGCAUUUUCCUUUCUUGUGAAGAUGUAACUACAGUUGUAAGUGGAGUUGGGAUAUGGAGAGGUGGUGGAACCAAAUUGUGGUCAAUGGGAGCAGGAGUAGAUGCUUCUCAUUCUUGAGAGAAACAUAAGAUUUGCCCAGGAAAUGACCCACAACCUAGACUUCUCUGUCUGCUUAAUCUGAGUUGGAGUCAUACUAAGAGCUGAAUUGGACCAGGACAAAGAGAUAUAUUAUUGACUUUAUAGUAAGUUAGGGGGCUAUAUUCUAUGUUUAUCUGCUAAAGCAGUGCUUGUUGGUGUGGACAACCCUGUGCCUGCCCCUUACACACACACACACACACACACUUUUCUCUCUCCAGAUAGACACAUUCUGAAAUACAUCAGUUACAGGGACAUUUCAGUAAUUUUGCCUUCAAAUCAGUAGUCAAGUGUAUAGAAAUAUUUUGUGCCCCAUGCCCUAUAUCUCUGGAUUCCAAUUCUCUGCUGUAUAAAUUAUGCUUUAAGUGAUUUCAGCCUUUAGCAGAUAGAGAGAGGAACUUGGUGAAAGAAUUUUUCAACCUUUACCAAGCAAUGGAUUUCACUGGAUCGAUGUGUUCUCUGUACACGCCAUUUUGAUAGGAUGGCACUAUUAUUUCCCAAAGAGUAAUAGGUGUCCAAAAAUUUCAUUAAAUACUUGAUCAUUAACAAUUCAGUUAAUAAACUGAUAGGUGUUACUUGCCAGGACUUUGCAGAAUUAUCAGUUUCCUCAAAAAUUUGACAAUUUGAGAAUCAUUUAAAAGGCUGAUUACAUUUCAUGGAAGUGAUUUUUAUCCCUGAAAUCACUCACUCUGGUGAUUUUUCCCUUGUUUCCUAGGAAUUUAGCAGGUUUAGGAGACAAUGGAAUCAAGAGAAGAAAGGGGAAGAAGGAGAGAAGGAAUGUGGGAGUGAAUUAAGUGCUCAGAACCCAUUAAUUAAACCCAUUGGUAAAGAAACUUUUAAGAGCAGCUCAAAGUUAUUGAAAAUCCAAUUUACUUCUUGCUCUCAUCUUCCAGAUUUGCAGGAAAGAAUUUUUUGACUCAUCAUGAAGCUAUAUGAGAAACUUCACUUUAACACUCUAGAGAGUAUUGACUAGAGAAAAAAAACAAAUAUGGGGAAUCUGCUUUCCCCGUUUGGCUUGCAGGUACCAAAAAGUAGAGAGUGGAGAACUCAUUUUCCAACAUCCAAGCAUCCAAACCCAAGGGCCAGGCAGCUCUAUGCAGGUUCUGGACUGAGAUCUUGGUGCAUCUCAGUAUAUUCUGUCUGAAUUGUCAUUAGACUUCUCUGAUUUUCUAGGCUUUCCAUUGUAUUAUGCAAAAUGUACAUUUGACACUUGCUUUGCCCAAGACUCUUUAGUUAAUGAUUUAGCUGCUGCUGCUUAAGUCAAACACACUUUUCACUCAAAUAGGUGAUGUGGCAGAACAGAGCAAUAGAUAUCCAAAGAAAGAGUCUCCCCAGCAUCAGUAAACCAUCCUGAAACUGAAAAGAUCAACUCUUCCAAAUGUGGAGACAUUUGUGGCUUUGAACAGAAAGUCAUAGCAUAAAGUUGCAGGCCAAAAAUUUUAGGAGCAUUUAAUAAUAAUCAUCUUUUUUUUUUUUCUAGUAGAGAUACUGCAAAUCAACUUCUCAACACAUAUGUGCAGUCUCUUGCAAGUUACUUGUCCUCUCACUUGAUAUAGUCCUCCUUCUCACCCCAGCCCCAUACUCCUUUUGUCCUCUCCCCCAGAAGAGGAGAUAUUUAAGAGUUGGGAAUAACCACAAUUACUUGAUAAUGAAUAGAUUAAAAACAUUUAACUUCCUAUCUAGGAAAAUGUAGAUGCUAAGACUUCGUGAGCAUAGGCGAAAUGAAGGGAAAUGAUGAAAAAUUUGCCUUUGGAGACAAGUUAUCUGGAUAACUUCUGCCAAAAGUUUUUUCUUCUGUCAUACACUACCAGGAUAUGGGAGAACUGAAUUAUAAUUCUCAACUCUUCUUCAGGUGAUACAGCCCAGAGAAUGGAAUAAAAAUGAAAGGUUUGGAAGUUCAUUUGUCAGCACUAUCUCGUAAGCUUUUCAUUCAGGAACUGUAUUUAUCUUCUGGAUUUGUAUCCAAUACUUUAUGUACUAUGUGAAUCAUACUUCUUGAUAAGUAAAGCACCAAAUAUGUAUCUGUAACCAUGAUCACAUACAAUAUAUUAAAUAUAUAUCUACAUAACAG
Molecule: messenger RNA, 6233 nt
Organism: Loxodonta africana (African savanna elephant)
Lineage: Eukaryota; Metazoa; Chordata; Mammalia; Proboscidea; Elephantidae
Gene: RGS5
Product: regulator of G protein signaling 5
Exons: 5
Coding region: 76-621 (181 amino acids)
Source: RefSeq, a predicted model, not a curated record